Messenger RNA from Carya illinoinensis, 2226 nucleotides. RefSeq lists its product as uncharacterized. Gene Ontology annotation, biological process: chloroplast organization; regulation of DNA-templated transcription. Gene Ontology annotation, cellular component: chloroplast. Gene Ontology annotation, molecular function: double-stranded DNA binding. The transcript is spliced from 2 exons. NCBI's taxonomy places the organism in Eukaryota, Viridiplantae, Streptophyta, Magnoliopsida, Fagales, Juglandaceae. The record is from RefSeq and is a predicted model, not a curated record. The coding region runs from base 406 to 1779 and encodes 457 amino acids.
UCUUCCCUUGGUCCGCAGAAUACUCUUCCCUCGCACUUGUCUUCUUCCUCCCGACAGCAAGCCUCUUUCUCCUGCCUCUCCAUUCUUCAUCUCCAGAAGCGUCAUAACAGACGGUAGCACUCUUCCGAGCGAAGGAUUAGAUAACCCCCGCGAGUCGUGACAGCCCAGGGGGUUCGUACUGGCCAACCCUCAAUCCCGAAAGAGGCUCGAUGGGCCUUCAGUUGAUUUAAGCCCAGCUGUGAAUUCCUUGUCUUGCAGACUUUGCCCCGUGAAAGUUAGAGCCUUUCCAAACCAGAAGAAGAGGGAGGCGGAUGAUUCAGGCAACUCAGUCUCAAAUCUCGAACUUGGUAACCAUUCUUCAUACUUAUCUCCUAAAUCAAUUAGUUUUUCUCUCAACCAAAUCAAAUGCUCCGUUUCAUUUGCUCAAAAUUGCCCCAAAAACUGAGGCACAGACCUUCGAAACCUAGCCUCGCAAACUUUUUCUCAACCUCCUCACUCAAACCCACCUCAGAACUUCCAAAUUCCAAGGACCCGCAAUCUCUGACAGUCUCCUUCCGCCAAAAUUCAUGUGGGCUUUCGUUCGGGUCGGCCAUUUUGUCUUCCAAGAAGCUCAACAUUGAGAACGUAAAGAAUACCAACUCAGUUCUAGACCUGUUGAGAAAUCACGGUUUGACGCAAACCCACAUCAGUAACUUAAUUAGAAUUCGGCCAAUAUUGCUUUCGGCUGAUUUAGAGAAUACCCUUAUGACCAACAUGGAAGUGUUUGAAUCCUUGGGGUUUUCUGGCUCUAGUCUAGCCAAAAUGCUUAGCAAAUACCCAGCUGUGCUAGAAAGUGAUGCACACACUGUUGUCGAGUAUUUUAGGGCACAUGGUUUUAGUAAGAAGCAAAUAACAACUUUGACGAUGAAGCGUCCCUCAUUGUAUUUGUAUAAUGCUGACAAGAUUUUUAAGCCAAAGUUGGAGUUUUUCAAAUCGUUAGGCUUCUCAGAUUUUGAAAUUGCACAGCUUUUAUCCUCUGAGCCUUGUAUUCUAACAAGGAGCCUCGAAAAUCAAAUCAUUCCGUGUGUGCAAGAGCUUAGGCGGAUUCUUAGCACUGAUGAGAAUGUCUUAAAGGCUAUAAAGGCAUGCUACCCAAUACUCGAAUCAAACAUGGUUCAUAUGCUACAGCCCAACAUCGAUACGUUGAAAAGCCAUGGUGUUCCCCAGUCAUUAGUUUUGAAAGUCUUCUUUAUAAGACCAACGUUUCUGCUUAUAUGUAGCAAUCGGUUUAGUGAGAUUGUUAGUGAAGUUAUGAAAUUGGGUUUUGAUCCCAAUUGUCUGUCGUUUGUUCUAGCCAUCAGGUCCAUGGCACUAAAUAGUAAGCCACUGUGGGAGCAGAAGGUGGAAGCUUUUAGGAGUUUUGGUUUGUCAGAGGUUGAGAUUUAUGCUGCAUUCAAACGGCAACCUUUGUGUAUGACUGUUUCGGAGAAGAAGAUCAAGAAAAUGAUGGGUUUCUUUGUGAACAAACUGAAGAUGAAGCCUUCCAUGAUCUCUAAUUGUCCGAAUCUUCUAAUGCAUAGCUUGGAGAAGCGGAUUAUUCCAAGGUGUUCAGUUAUGCAAGUUUUGAUGUUGAAGGGGUUGAUCAAGGAGGAUAUUGGCAUUGUUUAUAUGGUCACAAUGGCUGAGAAGAAAUUCGUGGUGAAAUUUGUGAGUAAGUAUCAAAAUGAGGUUCCUGAUGUUGUUAGAGCGCACCAAGGGAAGAUAGAAUUUCAAGGGCUCCCCAUAGCCAUGGAGAUGUGAGUACUUUUGAAAUAAUCAAAUGAGGCAUUGGCUAAAGAUCAUGAGUUCAGUUUUAGUUCAACAUGUUAUGGAGACGUCUCGGAAACUUUGUAUGCGCAGGAUGAUGCUUCCAUAUCGUGGAGAAAAAGGAAGCAGCACUUUUUGCCAGAAACUGCACAGUUUUCAUGCCAAUGCACAUUUUUAUAUUGACAGAUACGGAGAUGAACACAAGCUAGCAGGAUUUUCUGAUUAUGCUGGUUUAUGAUGGGCUGAAAUGUUUGAUUGUGCAGAUUUUGUGAUGGACUGAAAUGUUAUGAACAAAAUGUUCAGGAUCCAUUGCCCAUAGUUCAGAGUCUCUAUCCAUUGUCUUUGUUUUUAAUUUUUGGUGAUGGGGGGACGUUUUAAUUACCUGCUGUGAAUUGUGGAAUUGGGCUGUGAAUCGUGGAAUUUUAAUUGAUGUUACUCUUA